Platichthys flesus (European flounder) is the source of this 1882-nucleotide messenger RNA. RefSeq lists its product as uncharacterized. The transcript has 7 exons. The record is from RefSeq and is a predicted model, not a curated record. Bases 769 to 1677 code for a protein of 302 amino acids. NCBI's taxonomy places the organism in Eukaryota, Metazoa, Chordata, Actinopteri, Pleuronectiformes, Pleuronectidae.
AGGUUGAGCAGUUUAUUAUUUCAGGUUGUUAUUUGAAUUAAUACAAAAUGAUGAAAAACUAAUCACAUGUCAGAAGCACUGAUGUGAUAACAUCCUAAACCACUGUCCUUGUAAAUGUCAUAAAGGACCUUGGAUCAGAAAUCUGAACCCAGGAGUGUGCUAUCGCACAAUAGUCAAGUCAUGCUGAUGCUGCUGUAAAUAUAAUUGAACGUUAAUGUAAAGUUAUAUAUGUAGGUUAAGUUCUUGUUUGAAGAAGCAGGACAAGGUAAGUGAGUGAGGAGGAGAUAUAGAGACUGAGGAUGAUCAUUUAAGCAGAUGAAAGACUGUAUUGAUUUGUGUGUUUGUUCCUUCUGGGUGAUAAUGAUGGGACAUCAAUCCCACAGAGGUUCAAUGCAGCUGAUGUAGUUAUAGAAUCUCUGUACACUGACAUUAUGUUACAUUAAAUGGUAGAGAGGUCAGUCUGUGGUCCAACACAGCUCUACACUAGAACAGACAUCAUCCUCCUGUUUAUAUUUAGUUCAUGUGCAGCCUAUUUCUAUUGUAGAAAUGGGUUUCUACCUUUUAAUGGGCAUAUGUAAAGAAAUUAAUUUCGGUAAAGCAUUAAGUCCUUUUGUAUUAAAUUUAAACUUGAAUGUUGAUUUAUCAGCUCAGAAUAUGGCUUCUGCUCAGAUGCCACAUGUACAUUACUAGACUUCUAGUACAUAAUAAUCAUAACAACAAUCUUCUUUUUAUUAUGUUACUCUGGCUUUUGACACUGGCCAGUGAAUCAUGCAGAGGCGAAGGCGCAUUAAUCUCCAGAAAUCUGGAGGGAUGUCAUCAGAUGUCCAACAUGGUGAGGUACCAUCCACAUCAAAGCUUUCUACAAGAACUCAAAAGAGGUCAACACAUAAGGCCCAAAAAAAGAUGCCUGCAGGGACAUCAGCUGGUCGUCUUGAAUGCUUUAUUAAGAUGACGACCGAAAGAGGCCAGAUUGAGAUGACUGCAAGCAACCUGAACCAGUCAAGUCCAGUGCUUGAUCCAAUCACAAGGAUUGGACAGAUGACGACCGAAAGAGGCCAGAUUGAGAUGACUGCAAGCAACCUGAACCAGUCAAGUCCAGUGCUUGAUCCAAUCACAAGGAUUGGACAGUGUCCGAAACAUCGCCUAGUGUGCGCAACAAUAGGCUCCUUGGACAAGUGCGUUCAGUGUGUGGGACCUGUAUCCUCCUUCAAGUGGCUUCAAUGCGAAGAGGAAAUUGCAUUGAGUGACACUGAGACCAAGGACAGUGAAGGCGAGUCAGAUGACAGUGACACAGCCGUCACAGCAUCAGAGGCUGGAAAUGCUGGUUGUGCAUUAGCUUCUACACUCACAAAACAGGUCCAGGAAACUGCAGAUUUUGCAGGAACUGUGACGUCCACAGUAGAUGAGGCUUUUUGUCCGUCUGAAGGCAAAACUCAUCAAGAACACGAUUCCAGAAAAGUGAAAAAGAAGAUCUGGUCCAAGGCUGAGGUGGCUGCAGUAAUGCGGCACUUCAAAAGUCACAUAAUCAAAGGAAGACUAGCCACAAAAUAUGAAUGCAGUCACUGCAAGAUGGUCGAAGGCUCCGUGCUAGCACAACGAACAGUGCAAAAUAUAAGGGACUUUGUCAGAAACCGGGGAAUAACUGCAAAGAGGCAGACAGAGCAGCAAAAGCUGUAAAUCCACUGACUUGUGUUCAUUUGUUUUUGUUUGCAUUGUGGUUUGGCUGAUGCCUUAACGUUUUAAAAGGCCAUUUGUUUCUAAAAAUGUGUUAUUGCAAAAUGGAUACAUGUAAUACUUCAUCAGAAAAGCUAAUGGAAGUUCAUAAUGGACGUGUGUUUUGUUUGUAGCGUGUGUGGCUGCUAAUAAAAAAAAACUCCAGUUC